This is a messenger RNA of Mastomys coucha (southern multimammate mouse), 741 nucleotides long. RefSeq names its product mast cell protease 1-like. Gene Ontology annotation, molecular function: serine-type endopeptidase activity. Gene Ontology annotation, cellular component: cytoplasm; intracellular membrane-bounded organelle. Gene Ontology annotation, biological process: proteolysis. The record is from RefSeq and is a predicted model, not a curated record. The transcript is spliced from 5 exons. The coding region runs from base 1 to 741 and encodes 246 amino acids. Lineage: Eukaryota; Metazoa; Chordata; Mammalia; Rodentia; Muridae.
AUGCCUGCCCUACUAUUCCUGGUGGCACUUCUCUUUCCUUCUGGAGCUGGAGCAGAGGGGAUUAUUGGUGGUGUUGAGUCUAAACCACACUCCCGCCCUUACAUGGCACAUCUGAAGAUCAUCACUGACAGAGGUUUGAAGAACAGCUGUGGUGGGUUUCUCAUAACCCCCCAAUUUGUGAUGACUGCUGCACACUGUAGAGGAAGAGAAAUCACUGUCACCCUUGGAGCUCAUGAUGUGAGCAAGAGAGAAUCCACACAACAGAAGAUAAAAGUUGAAAAACAAAUCCCUCAUCCAAAGUUCGAUUACAAUUCCCCUCUCGAUGACAUCAUGUUGCUGAAGCUUCAAAACAAAGCAAAGUUGACUCCUGCUGUGGAUGUAAUUUCUCUGUCUAGUUACUCAGACUUUAUCAGACUUGGGAAGAUGUGCUUGGCAGCUGGAUGGGGGCGAACUGGAGUGAAUAAACCUACAUCAGAAACCCUGAAAGAGGUAGAACUGAGAAUCAUGGAUAAGGAGGCCUGUAAAGACUAUUUGAAUUUCGACAAUAAUGUCCAGGUCUGCGUGGGAAGUCCCACAACAUUAAAGUCAUUAUACAAGGCAGACUCUGGGGGACCUCUAGUGUGUGAUGGUGUGGCCCAUGGUAUUGUAUCUUAUGGGCAGUUAAAUGGAAAGCCCCCUGCAGUCUUUACCCGAAUCUCCCCAAAAGUGCCCUGGAUUAAUACAGUCAUAAAUGGCAAGUAG